Molecule: messenger RNA, 2327 nt
Organism: Hypomesus transpacificus
Lineage: Eukaryota; Metazoa; Chordata; Actinopteri; Osmeriformes; Osmeridae
Product: interleukin-6-like
Exons: 5
Coding region: 887-1666 (259 amino acids)
Biological process (GO): immune response; T-helper 17 cell lineage commitment
Cellular component (GO): extracellular region
Molecular function (GO): cytokine activity; interleukin-6 receptor binding
Source: RefSeq, a predicted model, not a curated record
AUAAACCCAUUGAUAUUUCUUACGUGCGUUUCCCAAACAUGCUCGUAAGGAGUAGGCUAAUCUAUGCACUUUCAAGAGCUAAGAAUUUUCAAGAGGCACUUCAGCUAAGAUGUCUUUGGGAACGGCAAGUUAAACUAAGAUUUGUUGUAUGAUGGAUUCUACGAUCAAUUUAGGCUUACGACGCUUUGGGGAAAUGCAGCCCUGAUUGGUUGUUUCUGUCAGUUGAUGGUUGGAUAUAAUGUGGAUCGUGGUACUCUCUCUUCUUCACUUGGCUCUUCUUCUGCUGGCCCUCCUCAUUUGGCCUUGGCCAGGAGUAAUGCCUUGUUUCCUUCUUGUUCUCUUUACAAUUGAUAUUAGUCAUGGUAGAAAAAGUGUCAAACCUUAAUUUUGUAUAAUGUUGUGGGUGACAUUGUUAGACCUUGUGACUGGUUUAAGGAUAGUCAGCUUAGUGGAAGCGUUUUCCUGCAGAUCAAGAGGUUGCAGGAUAAAAUUCUUCCUGUAUGUUGCUUUGGAAAAAAGUUUGUGCUAAAAGAUUUUUAUUCAUUUGCUAUGUUAUUACAUUUAAUCUUCAUUAACUUCAGUUUGGGCAUUCUUGUCCUGCUUUAACAAUUGAGCAAGUGAGAGAAACAAUUCCAGCAAACGUGGUUACUAUUAUUACACAUUCAAGUUAACCCAUCUUGAAUCAGUCCAAGAGGCCAGUAUGAAAAACCCCACACCAUAACCUCACAUUCACUAUUCAUGCCCAAAAUGUUGGAUUAAUUGGGUAAUAUUGGUCAAUAGUUUCAAUAAUGAGUCAACUAAUUCCUCGUGACGCAUGUAUAAUGAAGAGGUUGUUAUUAGUUAAUACAUCAGAUAGAUAGGAACAAGUUACGCAUGAGGAUAUCCUAUGAGGAUAACCUCGACUAUAAAUGCCCAGCGCAUCACUAAACAUUCCAAAUGCACCUUCAUCAUCUCUGGCUACAGUGUCCUUCUCUGGUUAAUUAAAAGAAAAAAAAUGUUUUCUUUAACAAAAACGUCACAUUUCGCCUUAAUGAUAACAUGGCUACUGAUAAAUGCAACUGCUAGCCCGGUCCCGACUCCAGUCUCCGAGGUCCCUUCAGAAGAAACGUCUGGAGACGAGCUGAAUGUGCCGACUUCCUGCACUUUCAGCGCGUCGAGUAAUUGGGAGAGCAAGAUAAAGGUUCUAAUUCAUGAAGUCACGGAACUUCAAGGACAGAAGAUCAAAGAACACAAGUUUAAUGCUUCAAUAACGGACUCCCUUAAAUACUACAUGCUGUCCACACCAAAGGCAUGGUGUUUGAACAACCACCAAAGCAAAGAGACUUGUCAGGAGAAGCUGUCCGAAGGCCUAACAGAAUACAUGGUGUUGCUCCAGCAUGCAGAGACAGAGUCCAACAGCUCAGAAAUGGUCUUUUCUAUCAUAAACCAUACCAAGGACUUGCUACACCUCCUUCAACACAAGAGGAAGGAUUCCAAGGUCAUAGAAUUAAACAUGAAGGACCAAGACAAGCUGCUGAAGGAGCUGUCCCGUGGCACAGAGUGGCAGAAGAAGAUAACAGAACUAGUGAUCCUGCGUGACUUACGGGCAUUCUUGGCUGACACCAAGAGGGCUCUGUGUAGGUUAGAGCGGCGCAGCAAGAAGAAUACUUCUCUGGAACAGAUGUGACCUGGGUAUUGGUGCCUUAGACAGAACUGUGCUUUUUUACUUCAAGUGUAUCUACAUUUCUGAAGACAUCCAUUUUUACUUAGUACAUUGGUCUAUUUAUUGUUUUUGUGAUUUAUAGUUUAAACUGACUUACAUUCACUGCAGUUGAAUCCUACGUUAUAGUAGUUCAGAUUUGGGCAAUACUUGAAUAAGGAAUGUAUAAGUUAUACAAGAAUAAUUUAUUGUGGAAGCACAUAUUUAUUUAUGCAUAUUGUAUUGGUUAUAGAAAAUUAUCUAAAACUUAUUUUGUUGCAGUACAAGUCAAAAUAUAUUUAUUUCAAAUGCAGUUACUAGUGUACCAGUUACUCGUCUUUUAUAGAUUUUAUAUUUAAGUCAUAUUUAUACCCAAAUAGUGUUAAUUUUAAAAAAUGCAUACGUUUUCGUAAUUUAUUUGUAAAUUGACAUUUUAUUAUUGAACGCAUUUGAGCAACUCAUAUUUGCAUUGAGGAAUAUUAAAAGUGAGAAGAAUACAAAACACCUUGUGUGCUUGUUUACACUAUUAGUUUAUUCUGAACAAGUAUUUUCUAGGCUCAACAGGAGUUUAAUUGUUGCAGUAGUGAUUGAAAUUGAAAAAAAAAUGAACAAAUUCUUACACUGAAGGUAUAUAUAUAUAAAAAAGAAA